Trichechus manatus latirostris (Florida manatee) is the source of this 1069-nucleotide messenger RNA. Its product is annotated as transient receptor potential cation channel subfamily M member 6-like. The coding region runs from base 290 to 1069 and encodes 259 amino acids. The transcript has 5 exons. Gene Ontology annotation, molecular function: monoatomic cation channel activity. Gene Ontology annotation, cellular component: plasma membrane; apical plasma membrane. The record is from RefSeq and is a predicted model, not a curated record. Gene Ontology annotation, biological process: monoatomic cation transmembrane transport; metal ion transport. Lineage: Eukaryota; Metazoa; Chordata; Mammalia; Sirenia; Trichechidae.
AUGGUUAGCCUACCAGUGCCGAUGUUGGGUUCUGGACAUUCUGGUCAGGAGUCAACAGGAUGAGGCAAUAAUCUUCAUUCCUGCCAUUAAAUUCUAGACUAGAAAUCCAUGGAUUCUUGUGCUUUCCUUGAUGUUAGAUCAUCCAUAAUCAGAGGGUGCUCCUAGUUAUACUUUCAUGUGAUCGUACUGAAGUGCAUGUGUGUUUCUGCUCAGUUUGCUCUGUGUCUGCUUGGCAUUCUCCAUUAUUACUCACUCACACCCAGGGAAUGUGUGUGUAUCCCCCUCACAGAUGGCUUAUUUGGCAUUCCUCAUGCUGUUCACUUACACUGUGUUGGUAGAGAUGCGGUCCAAGCCCAGCAUGCAAGAGUGGCUUGUUAUCAUUUACAUCUUCACCAAUGCCAUUGAGAAAGUCAGGGAGAUCUGUAUUUCAGGGCCUGGGAAAUUUACUCAAAAGGUGAAGGUAUGGAUUAGUGAGUACUGGAACCUAAUGGAAACUGUGGCCAUUGUCCUGUUUUCAGUUGGUUUUGGCCUUCGAUUGCGUGACUCUCCUUUGCACACAGCAGGAAGACUUAUCUACUGCAUAGACAUCAUAUUCUGGUACACGAAGCUCCUGGACUUCCUUGCUGUGAAUCAACAUGCAGGUCCAUAUCUGACCAUGAUGGCAAAAAUGGCAGCAAACAUGUUCUACAUUGUGAUCAUGAUGGCCAUAGUCCUGCUGAGCUUUGGAGUGGCACGCAAGGCCAUUCUUUCUCCAAAGGAGCCUCCAUCCUGGAAGCUAGCUCGAGAUAUUGUAUUUCAACCAUACUGGAUGAUAUAUGGAGAAGUCUAUGCUUCAGAGAUAGAUGGUAUGUAUGGGAUUUGCUGGGGCAUUUGUGAGAGCAAUACAUCAUGCCCCCCUGGUUCUUUUCUUACUCCAGUCCUUCAAGCUGUCUACCUCUUCGUGCAAUAUAUCAUCAUGGUGAACCUGUUGAUUGCUUUCUUCAAAUGGAUACUAAAGCUGUUUACUGUGAAGGAUGAAUUUGUGAAAAUGAGCUUCUUUUCUGAGGAAGAGAUGGUGAGCCAAGAAUAG